UUGUAGCAAUCGCCGAUGGCUCUGUCCAUUGUUGGGGGGAGUUGGAUUGAUAACACGGGGCGAGUUGGCGGAUUCGGUGCAUAUCGUCAGUGGAAGAGCUAAGCAGGACACAAGCCCUCGCGUCCUCAACGCAUCCUGGCAGACAUGGGUUGCUAUGAGUGCUGUAUGGGUUGCCUGGGUGGGAUACCAUACUGCUCUCUGGUCGCCACACUGCUGUGCUUCUCUGGCAUCGCCCUCUUCUGUGGAUGUGGACACCAAGCACUCACAGAGACCGAAAGGCUCAUCGAGACUUACUUUGCCCGUAACCUGCAGGAUUACAUCACCCUUGCUUACAUCAUUCAGUAUUUCCAGUACGUCAUCUACGGCUUGGCCUCUUUUUUCUUCCUCUACUGCAUCAUGCUGCUGGCAGAAGGCUUUUACACCACCAGCGUUGCCAAGCAAACCUUUGGGGAGUUCCGGAGCACCAUGUGUGGCCGCUGCCUCAGCUCCACGUUUAUAGUGAUGACAUACGUGCUGUCUCUGCUGUGGCUGUUGGUGUUCGCCUUGUCGACUCUGCCCGUCUACUUCUUCUACAACAUGGGUGCCACCUGCCACACCAUCGACGUCUUGACCGAGACCCCGGCGAGCAUCAACCAGCUGUGUGUGGAUGCACGGCAAUAUGGGCUCCUGCCGUGGAACGCAGUGCCAGGAAAAGCUUGUGGAAUAACUCUGUCUACAGUUUGCAAGACCAGGGAGUACCGAAUGACCUACGACCUCUACAUCGCUGCCUUCGUCGGCGCGGGCAUCACGCUCAUGGCUCUGGUGCACUCCUCCAUGCAGCUGGCGAUGAACCAGGAGAACCUGAGGAGGCUGAGGUGCAGGGCCAAGAAGGGAGGCUAUGACCUGCAUGGCCAACUUCUGCAGGAUCGAGGAGGGAUGCUGUGCUCCCCCUACCCUGCAAAUUUAUCUGACAGUUCCUGACAAAUGUCAUUGUAAUUAAUUACUGUUGCAACCUAUGAUUCCCUUCAUUAUUUUCUGUUUUCAUGGGAAAUUGGCUUUUUUGUGUUUGCGUACUGAGCCAUUUUACCCUGAUUGCUUGCUAGUUUUUUUUGAACUGAGCCAUUAUAGGUCAGUAUCGAGUGCCAGUUUUCUGUUCUGAUCUUCCCUGACUGUGCCUAUACUCUUUUCGUUCACAAUAUAAUCUGUGGGGAAUUUCAGUGUGUGCGGUGAAUCCGUGCUAUGCUUUUUUUUUUUCUUUUUCUUUUUGUGAAGGAGGAAUAAAAAUGCAAUUACCCACUGCAAGAACAGAAAUACUGGGCCACCUGGCCAUUGCACCUGUACAAGAGGGAAAAUCUCCCUUCUUAGCUGAAGUAAACAAAAAAUGUACUUCUGUUUUACAUUAGAACAGUAAGUAUGAAGAACCAAGGGUUCUAAUCUGAGUCUAUAUUUUACCGAUAGUAAAAAAGGACUACUUGGUAAGAAUA
This is a messenger RNA of Phyllopteryx taeniolatus (common seadragon), 1463 nucleotides long. RefSeq names its product myelin proteolipid protein-like. The record is from RefSeq and is a predicted model, not a curated record. Gene Ontology annotation, molecular function: structural constituent of myelin sheath. NCBI's taxonomy places the organism in Eukaryota, Metazoa, Chordata, Actinopteri, Syngnathiformes, Syngnathidae. Gene Ontology annotation, biological process: axon development; central nervous system myelination. Gene Ontology annotation, cellular component: myelin sheath; plasma membrane.